Carlito syrichta (Philippine tarsier) is the source of this 425-nucleotide messenger RNA. It is a transcript of the gene NKX2-3, whose product is annotated as NK2 homeobox 3. NCBI's taxonomy places the organism in Eukaryota, Metazoa, Chordata, Mammalia, Primates, Tarsiidae. The annotation marks the transcript as partial. The transcript has a single exon. The record is from RefSeq and is a predicted model, not a curated record.
GCCGCCGCGCUGCCUCCCCGCCCCCGCCGGGAUUCACUGAGUAUUUGGACGGGACGAUCAAGUGGCCCUGAUGAUGUUACCAAGCCCGGUCACCUCCACCCCUUUCUCAGUCAAAGACAUUCUCAACUUGGAGCAGCAGCACUUCGGCGGCGCGCACUUGCAGGCGGACUCCCUGGAGCGCCCCUUCCACUCGGCGCCCUGCGCGCUGGCCGCGGCCGACGGGACGCAGUUUUCCGAUGGAGGGGAGGACGACGAGGACGAGGAGGGCGACAGACUGUCCUAUUUGAGCUCGCUGGCCGCAGCCGACGGCCACGCGGAUGCGGGGCUCUGUCCCCAGAGCUACGUCCACGCGGUCCUGCGAGACUCGUGCAGCGGCCACAAGGAACAAGACGAGGAGCCCGAGGCCGUGAGGGACCCGAGCCAAA